AUGGGGGAAAUAUUUCCAGAAUCAGGACAAGUCUCGGCUCCCCUUUCCAACUUGUUUGAUGAGUACAUAAGACUAUUUGAUGAACCAGAAAAGGCUAUACACUCGGAGGAGAAAGCAGCAGACAAUAAAAUCGACAAUCUGAAAACGAUCAUUGUUGAAGCUACAAAAGAAAUGGAAAAUGAUCGUUUUAAACCAACUGAUGGUCAACCCUCAACUGAACCUCCAAAUAACAACUCAAUGUUCAAGGGGGAGGGUUCAUCUGUAUCCAACACAAUGAAAUUAUCAACCGAGGGGGAGUAUCCAACUCCAAUCGAGGGGGAGAAUUCUGAACCUGACAUGGGAUACGCUUCGACAUGUGAGGGGGAGAAUGAAAAUACAAAUGAUGAAGGCAAUCAAUCAGAAUAUGAAGAAGAAGUUCGGCACGAGGAUUUACCAAAAGGUUCUACAUCUCCUCGUUCUCCAACUCCCACUGAACAACUUAACGACAAGAUUCCUACUCCUCCACCAUCUCCACCGAAAACUACAGUUCAAGUUUCGGUUGCUCCACCAAUUCCUCCAACUCAACCUACUCAACCUACUACUACUGCACUACCACCACCAGUUAGCACAAAACCAAUCUCCACAACUAUAACUCCAUUACCACCUCCCAUUAUUUCACCAUCAAUCAUCACAACCAUGACCGAAUUACCAGCAAAAGUCAACGUAUCUAAUACGGGGGCUAAUAUUGAAACCGAAACCCCUGUUACUCCCAAACCUCUUUCACCAUCACCCUUAAAUGAUUCUGCUUCUACUCUUGGUGGUGACAAUUUUGAGUUUGACUCAACUUAUUACAGUCCUUAUAGACUUCCCACCGAUAAAGAUGAAGAGGCUCCAGUAACAAGACAAAAAGUGCAGGGUCUUGAUGAUAAGCUUGACCAAUUGCUCGCUUCUUCUUCAAAGUACAAUGAUGUUGUGAUGAAAGCUUUUUUGGACACUGCUUUUGAACAGUAUACAAAUGCAAUUGAUAAAUCAACAAAGGCGGUUGAAGCAUCCUCAUCCUCCUCUAAGGUGAAUGCAUUCGUUGAAUCUCUCUCAAAGUCUCUUCAAGGGGAGCAAGUCAAAUUCGAGACUGUUCGUUCUGAUAUUUUAGCCGAUAACAAGUCUCUUUUGUUGUUGGUUGAUUCUCGGAUUGAAAAUCUAUGUGCUAACUUAGCCAUGGAAAACCGGCUCAUGGAUGCUCUGGCUAAGAAGACCACCACUGUCAUCAUCAAAACCGAACCGAAGGUUAAUGUAGCUUCGGGUUCUAGUAGUCAAGAAAAGAGGAAAGAUGUUUCUGAUGCAAAUGAUGAAAGUGAUGAAGAUAGAGAGACCACUGCUGAUGUCUUGAAACGAAAGAAAAGAGAUCAAGAGUUAGAUAAAAAUCUUCAGGUUGCUAAAGAAGAAGUAGAGAGAGAACGAAAGAAGAAGGAAGAGCAUGAUGCUCUAAUUUGCAAAAAGGCUCUGUUUCCUCCUUGGACUGAGGAAGGACUUAUCAAAGAAGCAAUUGAGUUUCCUAGCACUUACUGGCUAGAACCUGUUGCUUCCUUUGAUUGUGAUAACUCAAGGGACUCACAGUUCGAUAUGCCUAUAACAAAAAAGGCAUUUUUUUCAUUGUUUUGA
This is a messenger RNA of Lactuca sativa (garden lettuce), 1638 nucleotides long. The record is from RefSeq and is a predicted model, not a curated record. Lineage: Eukaryota; Viridiplantae; Streptophyta; Magnoliopsida; Asterales; Asteraceae.